AUGCAUAAAAAGGAGGAAACUCCUCAUAUUCAAGAUUUUAAUAUUAAAAAUGGUAAUUCUAGUUCAAUAGCUGAAAAGCAAGAAAAGGUAACGAUACUUGCUGAUCAGGAUAUUCGAAGAAACACGGGUAAAAAAGAAAAACAUCAUACAAAUCUAAACGAAACUAUCAACAAUAGUGAUCGUGCAAUUCCCCGACAGAUAAUUCAAGGGAACUUCCGAUGAGUCAAAUGGAGGGUGUACCGACCUACUUAUCUCAUCCUCAGUGCUGCUGCUCAUUAUUACUGUCCAUCCAAGCCAUGUCUAUCUGCUAAAGCGUAGUUCACCUUAUCUAUAUU
Phytomonas sp. Hart1 is the source of this 335-nucleotide messenger RNA. NCBI's taxonomy places the organism in Eukaryota, Euglenozoa, Kinetoplastea, Trypanosomatida, Trypanosomatidae. The record is from the annotation of a GenBank genome assembly.